AUGAAUCCGUAUCAGAGUAAAGGAAAGUAUUGUGGAAAGAUCAAGCGCAAAUGUAAAUGCAAUCUAUCAGCUACAAAGGUCACUGUGAAGAAAGAAGUUGUGGUCAAAGAAGAAUACACGGAUGGCAUCGAAUUGAUUCAUUAUCCAUUACCAGCAUCGCCAAUUGGAGCAAAAGUCGCAAUAAAAUCACAGAGCGAAAAUGACAGCGAAAUGGAGCCUGUGAAGAAGGAAAUCAAAUGCGAAGACGAAUGCUUGACGAAGAAAUGCGAAAAAGAGGAAGACGGAUUCUCGAAAGCCGAAGCAAAUAAAGAUGAAUCGUUUGGUGGAAAUGCAAGCGGACCAAGCCCAAAGUUGAACAGCAAGGGAGCAAAUCGGAAACGAAAGAGUGAUAGAAAGGAGAACAAAGCCACAAAAAAAGAUCGCAAAGGGAAAGUAUCGAAGAAACCAGUGGCAAAUGAACGGAAGAAACACAAGUGUCAUUUGUGUGAUUAUGCUUCAUCGCGCAAACCAAACGUAACAAUUUACAUUAGAACCGACACUGGCGAGAAGCCCUUUGAAUGUGAAAUAUGUGCCAAGAAUUUUACAACCAAGGGCAAUUUGAUUAGACACAAGAAAAUCCAUAUCACUGAAUUCCCAUUCAGUUGCUCGAAGUGUGGCUGUAGAUUUACAGAAGAAACUGAAAAGAUCAACCAUGAAAACGCCUGCAAAGUUCAUCAGUAA
Contarinia nasturtii (swede midge) is the source of this 720-nucleotide messenger RNA. RefSeq names its product zinc finger protein 79-like. The transcript has a single exon. The record is from RefSeq and is a predicted model, not a curated record. The coding region runs from base 1 to 720 and encodes 239 amino acids. NCBI's taxonomy places the organism in Eukaryota, Metazoa, Arthropoda, Insecta, Diptera, Cecidomyiidae.